UACUCUGUAUUUCGUUUUCCAUUAAUCCUCCGCCCGCACACAACACAACCGUCAGCGGUUUAUUGAUAAUAAUAUAAUAUGACACGACGAUGAUAAUAACAAAAAUAUAGGAAUAAAAGUCGUACGCCAAGUCCAGUCCUCCUUCGCCCACCACCGAGACGCUGACGCUCCCGAAAUGCAUUAUGUCAGUUUUGCGCGCCGUCCAAUUGAUUUUUCUCACGGUCGGCUUACGGUUCGCCGUGUGCCACUCGACGUUUGAAUCGCAAGUCGUCGAUCAAGAAUAUAUUGUGACUUUCAAUGGAUAUUACUUAAACGAAACGAGGUACAAUUACAUAUCAGCUGCUUUGAAAUCUUCAGACGUUAACAAUUGGAACAUAUUAGAGAGAAAAAAUGCUGCCAGCCAAUAUCCAAGUCGAUGAAUGUUAUUCCUUAAAAGCCUUAGAUGCACUGACUGGUCAUCCAGUAAUUAAAAAAGUAACCCCACAACGAUUAGUACAAAGAUAUUUAAAUGAGCACUUAAAUGGAACAGAAAAUAAAGUGCUUUUACAUAGAAGAAGCCUUGGCCAAGAUAUAAAAUUAUGGCAAAAACUAAACAAACGAUAUAAAACUCGUCACCUACUUCGUGCUGUUCCUUCUCAAAUAACCAAAGUUCUUAAAGCCGAUGUUUUGUGGCGGUUAGGUAUUACAGGCAAAGGUGUGAAGGUAGCAAUUUUUGACACUGGUUUGAGUAUCUCUCAUCCACAUUUCAAAAGAGUAGCUGAAAGAACUGAUUGGACAGGGGAUGGAGAUUUGGAUGACGGUCUUGGUCACGGGACAUUUGUAGCAGGACUUAUAGCGUCACACCGUGAAUGUUUUGGGUUUGCACCUGAUGCAGAUUUACAUAUUUUUAGAGUAUUCACUAAUAACCAAGUUUCAUAUACAUCAUGGUUUUUAGAUGCAUUUAAUUAUGCUAUUAUGAAAAAAGUACAUGUUCUUAAUUUGAGUAUUGGUGGUCCUGAUUUUAUGGAUCAACCUUUUGUUGACAAAGUUUGGGAACUAACUGCUAAUGGAGUUAUCAUGAUAUCGGCCAUCGGUAAUGAUGGACCUUUGUAUGGUACUUUGAAUAAUCCUGCUGAUCAAAUGGAUGUUAUUGGAGUGGGUGGGAUUAGUUUUGAUGAUCAUAUUGCCAAAUUUUCAUCGCGAGGAAUGACUACUUGGGAAUUACCUCAGGGGUAUGGUCGUUUGAAACCUGAUAUAGUUAGUUAUGGCACAGAUGUACAUGGAUCAAGUGUGAGUGGAGGUUGUCGAACUCUUUCUGGCACUAGUGUUGCAUCACCUGUUGUAGCUGGGGCUGUAACAUUAUUAAUUAGUGGUAUAUUUGCCCAAGGUAAAGUAGUCAAUCCUGCAAGUAUGAAGCAAGCUCUUUUAGCCAGUUCUCAAAGAUUACCAGGCGUCAAUAUGUUUGAACAAGGACAUGGAAAGCUAGACCUCUUGCAAGCUUACAAAGUAUUGUCUAGCUACAUACCACAAGUCAGUUUCAGCCCUAGUUAUGUAGAUUUGACUGAAUGUCAAUAUAUGUGGCCCUACUGCACUCAGCCAUUAUAUCAUACGGGUAUACCAAUAAUUGUCAAUGUCACUGUACUCAAUGGUUUGGCAGUGUUUGGAAAAGUAGUUGGUGUUCCGGUUUGGUAUCCAUAUUCCCACGACAAUGGACAUUACUUAGAUGUGACUAUACGUUAUUCUCAGACAUUAUGGCCAUGGUCAGGUUGGAUGGCUAUUGCAUUAUCUGUAUCACCAACUAUACCUAAAGAUUGGAGUGGAACUGUUGCUGGCCACAUUGAGCUAACAAUUGAAUCAGCGAAUAUCAAUUAUACAGUUAAUUUGCCAUUGCGUGCUGCUAUUAUACCUUCUCCGCCAAGAAUAAGAAGAAUCCUGUGGGAUCAGUACCAUAACUUAAGAUACCCUCCAGGAUAUUUUCCAAGAGACAAUUUAAAAGUAAAAAAUGACCCAUUAGACUGGAACGCAGAUCAUAUACAUACAAAUUUUAAGGGUUUAUAUCAACAUUUACGUAGUUCUGGUUAUUACGUUGAAGUACUGGGUGAACCAUAUACAUGUUUUAAUGCUACUAAUUAUGGAGCAUUGUUAGUUAUAGAUCCCGAAGAAGAAUUUUUCUCUGAGGAAGUAGUAAAAAUUGAAGCUGACAUUGCAAAUUACAAUUUAUCAGUUAUUAUUUUUGCAGACUGGUAUAAUGUUUCUGUGAUGAAAAAAAUAAAAUUUUUUGAUGAAAACACCAAACAAUGGUGGAUGCCAGUUACUGGUGGCUCAAAUAUACCAGCUUUAAAUGAUUUAUUGGAACCUUAUGGUAUAUCUUUAGGUUCUAAUGUUUAUUAUGGAGAAUUUGAAAUGGGUGAUAGAAAAGUACAUUAUUCUUCAGGCACUCAUAUAACAUCUUUUCCAAAUGAAGGAAUUGUUGUUGCUAAAACUUUAAAAAAUCAAGGUGAAGAAAUUUUAGGAGGUGAUAAAAGUGGACAAGAAGUUGAUGUACCAAUUUUAGGAUUAUAUAAAUCAUCAGGACAUAUUGUUCUUUAUGGUGAUUCAAAUUGUCUAGACAAUAAUCAUAUUGAAAUUGAUUGUUAUUGGAUGUUAGACGCUAUCAUGGAAUAUAUAUCUACUGAUAAACUACCACACAUUUUUCUUGAGGAUAAUGUAAAAAUUAAUAACAACAAUAUUACACAUCAUUUAAUUGAACGUCUUGAACACAAUGAGUUAUACAAAUACUCUAAAGUGAUAAGAAAAAGUGAUUCUGGUAUUUCACAACUACCUAUCCCAAAAUGUGUUACAAUUGAUUUGGCUAAGACAGUUGUUCUUAAUAUUUCAGGCAACAGUGAUGAUUACAAGCCACAAAAAUUGAAAACUGACCCUUCUUACAAGGAUGAAAAUAAGUAUGUUUGGUUACAGUCUCAAGCAGCUAAUUUAAAAGUUUCAAAUGAGACACUAACAUUUGAUGGAUUUUUCACUGGAUUUUUCUUACCUAUAACAACACUUGCAGUUGUAUUGUUUAUAGUAGCUAUUUUCAUUUUAUGGCGAUAUUAUUGUUGGAGAGCAAAAGCUAAACAGGGUCUCAUAGCACUUGGUAAAAAAAAAACUGUUGGUGGAAUCAAAAAGAGUUUUAUGUUUAUGCUCAAACACAACAGUAGACUUCAAUCUGCCAGCGGAUAUAAUUUGUAAUGUUAGCAUAGAUUUUACACUAAAAUAUAUUGUUAUCAAAUCUUUGAACAAAUA
Messenger RNA from Rhopalosiphum maidis (corn leaf aphid), 3261 nucleotides. RefSeq names its product membrane-bound transcription factor site-1 protease (gene S1P). The coding region runs from base 391 to 3207 and encodes 938 amino acids. Gene Ontology annotation, biological process: proteolysis. The transcript is spliced from 16 exons. Gene Ontology annotation, cellular component: Golgi apparatus. Lineage: Eukaryota; Metazoa; Arthropoda; Insecta; Hemiptera; Aphididae. Gene Ontology annotation, molecular function: serine-type endopeptidase activity. The record is from RefSeq and is a predicted model, not a curated record.